AUGGGAUCCGAAGCAUUUCAAAGUUGUUCAACCUGUGAAAAGGUUAAUGAAAUUUUUGGUGGUGAUGGGAGUGGGUGUGGACGUGAGCAAUAUGUCCGUGGUGGUCAACGAGGGCAACACCGUGGUUGUGGUCGUGGUGCUUUUGGUCGUGGAAGACCUUUUCAGCGUGAUGGUGGUCGUGAUGCUUUUCGUGAUGCAAAGAACCGUGGGCGUACCAGUAGACAACGUGGAAGUGAGUCUAAAGUUUAG
Cavenderia fasciculata is the source of this 249-nucleotide messenger RNA. RefSeq lists its product as uncharacterized. Lineage: Eukaryota; Evosea; Eumycetozoa; Acytosteliales; Cavenderiaceae. The record is from RefSeq and is a predicted model, not a curated record. The transcript is spliced from 2 exons. Bases 1 to 249 code for a protein of 82 amino acids.